UUUGAAUGUACAGGAAAAUGCUCAUUUCCUAUGAGCGCGCACCUGGCACCCACGAAACACGCCAUCAUCCAAACCUUGAUGCACAGCCUUGAGCCAAAACAAGUGUCCAGAGCGGCUUGUGUCCCUUCCAAAUUAACACCCAUUUCAAUUCUUUACGUGGAUGAUGACGGAGUGGUCACCUACAAAUAUGAUUACGAAGAUAUGGUUGUAGCUGAAUGUGGGUGCAGAUAAUGAAUUUGAAAGAUAAAAAGGGGUUAAGACACUUGAUUUUAUCAAAAAAAUUUGUUUCUCCUUUGCUAGUUUUUCAAAAAAUGUACACACUUCUGUUUUAAAAGUAAACUAAAUCUAUUUAAUAUGAUAAUUGGAUACCUUCAAGUAACGUCAUCGUAGGUAAACCGCCAUUUGUUGAUUCAGAAACCAAUCAGGUUCGAUGCACACGUGUGACGUCGCUUAUACGUAUCCAAUUAAAUCACAUGGUUAGCCAUAAUCAUUUCACUUCUUCUUCGAUUUGCUAUGUUUAAUUACUCUGGGGAACAAUUUUUUUUCUUUCUGCAGCACGAGUUUUUUAAACAGCUACUUAGCUUAUUUCAAAUCUGAAAUCUUUUUCUCCCUACUAGCCAUAAUUUUUAAGCAAUUUAACGACAAUAUAGUCCGAACCAGGAGGUUUAACUUCUGAGGGUACCUACUUCUCUGGUACGUAGUUCGUAUUAGAGAAGAAAGUGAUAACACAUUUAGUACAUGACGCGAUAUGCUAAGAUCAUGAUUUUUUGUCUUAAGUGUUAUUUUCAAAUUAACAGACAAGUAUAUUUAUAUGUAUAUAAACCAGCCCAUUUUUUAUAAACUUAUAUAUUCAUACAAAAAAAUAAACUAAACUAAAAAUAUCAUUUUGAAAAAAAUCCGUAGCUUUCGGAAGAAACCUAAUUUCAGAUUUGAAAUCCUCACAUCCGAAUUAAGUAAGAUGCAGUACUUGUAUAAAUGCAACAUAAUAUAUGUUCCCCCCUGUUAUUUAAGCUACUCUAACCUAUACAGAAAGUACCUUAAUCACUUGCGCUGAUUUAUACUUUUAAAAUCCUUGCAAAAAUGACGCACAAUGCGCAAAAAAAAAAUAAA
This is a messenger RNA of Parasteatoda tepidariorum (common house spider), 1110 nucleotides long. NCBI's taxonomy places the organism in Eukaryota, Metazoa, Arthropoda, Arachnida, Araneae, Theridiidae. The record is from RefSeq and is a predicted model, not a curated record.